AUGUCUGGAGUACUAACUGAUCCCCAAGAACAGUAUGACCUUAUCACCAAGAACCUUCAGGAAGUUCUGAACCCUCAGAUCAUAAAAGAUGUUCUAGAAAAAGAAAAAAGGCCCUUGAAGCUUUACUGGGGAACUGCCCCCACCGGCAGACCUCACUGUGGUUACUUUGUCCCAAUGACCAAGCUUGCCCACUUCUUGAAGGCCGGUUGUGAAGUCAAAGUGCUGUUAGCCGAUCUGCAUGCCUAUUUGGAUAAUAUGAAGGCUCCUUUGGAGGUCGUAGCUUACAGAGCCAAAUACUACGAAUUUGUGAUUAAGGCUAUUCUUCGAUCCAUUAACGUCCCAAUAGAAAAACUGACGUUUGUAACUGGUUCUUCAUAUCAACUAACCCCUGAAUAUACUAUGGAUAUAUUUAGAAUCUCGAACAGCGUUUCCCAGAAUGAUGCAAAGAGAGCUGGUGCCGACGUGGUCAAACAGGUUGCAAAUCCUCUCUUAUCUGGUCUGAUUUACCCACUAAUGCAAGCAUUGGAUGAAGAACAUUUGAAGGUGGAUGCCCAGUUUGGAGGUGUCGACCAGAGAAAAAUCUUUGUUUUGGCUGAAGAGAACUUACAAUCUUUAGGAUACAAGAAGAGAGCCCACCUUAUGAACCCUAUGGUGCCUGGUCUAGCCCAGGGAGGCAAGAUGUCUGCUUCAGAUCCGAACUCAAAGGUUGACGUCAUUGAAGAACCAAAAUCUGUGAAAAAGAAGAUAAACACUGCCUUCUGCGCUCCAGGUAAUGUUGAAGAGAAUGGACUGUUGUCAUUUGUUGAGUAUGUUCUGGCUCCAAUUUAUGAACUAAAACAUGGUAGUGGGUUCCAAUUCCACAUCGACCGUCCAGAAAAAUAUGGCGGCCCAGUAGACUAUUCCUCUUUUGAAGAACUGAAGCAAGCCUUCAAAGACGAGAAGCUGGCCCCUCCCGACUUGAAAUCUGGUGUAGCUGAUGCAAUCAACGAGUUACUACUUCCAAUUAGGGAGGAGUUUGCCAAUAAUAAAGAAUUUCAAGAAGCAGAGGCCAAGGGUUACCCACCUCCAAUCAUUGAAAAGAAGAAGAAGGAAAAGAAGGUUAAGAACAAGGGAACCAGAUACCCUGUGGAUUCUACUGCAAAUAAAACUGCUGUUCAACCUGAUGUGCAAAGCACAACCGAAUCUUUGGAAAACACCACUUUGGAGUCUAAAUAG
Molecule: messenger RNA, 1215 nt
Organism: Komagataella phaffii GS115
Lineage: Eukaryota; Fungi; Ascomycota; Pichiomycetes; Pichiales; Pichiaceae
Product: Cytoplasmic tyrosyl-tRNA synthetase, class I aminoacyl-tRNA synthetase
Exons: 1
Coding region: 1-1215 (404 amino acids)
Biological process (GO): tyrosyl-tRNA aminoacylation
Molecular function (GO): ATP binding; tyrosine-tRNA ligase activity
Source: RefSeq, a predicted model, not a curated record